UUUGAUAACUUCGUAGUAAAAUCGAUAAGCAAAUACACCAAGAAAGACUAAAGUUUUGCAAGCCUGUUAAUAAAAAGUGCAAAAUGCAAUUAGAAACAACAACUGGCUUGCUGCUAACAAAGGAAGAACUGAAGAGAAUACUCAAUGGAUUUACCCCCACGUAUUUAAAGCCCACCGAUCCGCACAUUUCUACCACAGAUCUGCCAACUUUUAAGAAACUUGGUGUUUUGGUGGACUUGGAUGAGAUUCCCGAUGCAGCCGAAACGAAAUCCAAGCAGCACAAAGUGAAUGUGAAUACAGCACAAUCGCAGUCCUAUAACUGCAUCCAAUGUCGACGCCAAUUGCCAACUGCCCACCUGUUGGAUCUGCACAUCACGGAACGGCACGAUUUGUACUUUGCAGCGAGCGUGGAGCGCGGAGACAAGCCCAUGUUUGCCUGCUACAUUGAGGAAUGUGGGCUGAAGUUCCAGGGGCCCAGUGAACGCAAGGAUCAUUGCAUUGGCGUGCACAUGUUUCCGGCCAACUAUCGCUUUGAUCAGGAGAAUGCCAACAAAAUCAAGAAUCGCAAGCAGCAAACCGAAGAUUCAAUGGAUGUGGACAAUGUAUCCAAUCCGUCCAAGGCAGCUCAGUUACCCUAUAUAAAGGCCUUUAGUUUUGGGCAUCCCACACAGCGCACAUUUAAUACACGCAAGGAAAGUGGGCGUGGCAAGGAUUUUCUCAAUGUGAAAGAAAUGCAGGAAGCGCUGAAUGAAAUGAAUUAGUUUUAUGUUACCAUUUUAUUACUUUUACUUUUACUCGAAUGUUGCAUUGUAUUGAUAGUUGUAUUAAUUAAUUUGCGGAAAUCUUAAAGAUCAUUUGGUUUUGGUGCUCGAUCUGUAAUAUGAAGAAAAUAAACACAAGUUGCAUAUUGAAAUGAGUUUAAA
Messenger RNA from Drosophila innubila, 923 nucleotides. Its product is annotated as protein lethal(2)k10201. The transcript has a single exon. Bases 84 to 761 code for a protein of 225 amino acids. The record is from RefSeq and is a predicted model, not a curated record. Lineage: Eukaryota; Metazoa; Arthropoda; Insecta; Diptera; Drosophilidae.